Molecule: messenger RNA, 1419 nt
Organism: Rotaria sp. Silwood1
Lineage: Eukaryota; Metazoa; Rotifera; Eurotatoria; Philodinida; Philodinidae
Source: the annotation of a GenBank genome assembly
AUGGACGAAAAUCUUCUAAAAAUAUCUACUUCUCCCGAUUCAAAUUUAUCCGAGAACAGUGGUCAUAUGUGUAACUUUCCAUCACUAGGUUCAUCAUUGACAUCCGACAAAGCACAUAAUGUUAUAAAUGGAUUAGAACAUGAAGGUUUUUUUCAGGAUGAUUUUAAUUUUUCACGAUUUUCAAAAAUGGCUCGUUGUGCAAAGAAAGAUAUUCCUUCAACAUCACUUCUUGAUGUGUUGAUUUCACCCAUGUCACGCUUAUCAACAUCAUCUUCCCUUAUGUCAUUUAGCAGUCUUGGCAAUAAUAAAACAUCAGAGCAAUUAUUAUAUCGAUCAACCAUAACUAAUUCAACAGAUCAAUUAAUCGUGCCAAAUGAAAAUGCUAAUCUCUUUCCUCCGGCAUCAUCAUUUCUAUCAUUACAAACACCACUAUCAAAUCGUCAAACACUUUCUUCGAUCGACAAUAUUCCAUUAACUACAACAGAUAAUGAUCUUCAACGAGUACCACCUUCAUUCAUACUUAUGAAAUCACCUUCUGCCUUUACAAAUAGUUCAAUGAUUCAUUCUCAACCUCAACCGCAAAUAGUUCAUAGUACAACUCGAUCAAAUACUAUGCCAUCAUGGCGUGGUUAUUUACCAAUGAAAUUUGAACCAAUUACAUCAGAUCAAUAUCAAAUGACAACUCAAUUUUCACAAAAAGUUUUUCUUGGUGGUAUUCCAUCUGAACUUACUGAAGCUGAACUAUUACUUGUAUUAAGAAAAUUUGGUAAAUGUAAUAUCAAAUGGCCAAAAAAUAAUGGAUUCAAUCAUAAUAUGCCUGCUUUUUGUCAUGUUGUUUAUCGUGAAUCACGUUCAGUUUCCGAACUUCUUAAACAUUGUACUCGACAACAACGUUCAACUGUUGACUAUUUUCUUCAUAUUCAUAUGUUACCAACAACAACUGGUUUGCCUAUUCGUACAACUCGAUUUAAACCAAUUCAAGUUGUUCCUUGGAAUGUAAAAGAUAAUGUAUAUGUUAUGCAAAAUGAGAACAUAUCAAAUAAUGAAACAUCUUAUAAAGAUUGGUCACGAACAAUAUUUGUCUCACCACUUCAUGGCAAAAUGACUGCAUUUAGUCUUAGUACAAUCAUGUCGAAUGUAUUUGGAGCUGUUUUAAUAGCUCAAAUCAAUACAGAUAAAUAUGGAUAUCCAACAGGUACAGGAACAGUGUUAUUUUGUGAUUCUCAUAGUUAUAUGCGUGCUGUAGCUGCUGGUACUGUUGAUAUUAAAUGUGAUUGUUUUCACAAAUUACUUGAUAUUGAUCCAUUUUUACGAGAAAAUGAACCAUGUGCAUUUUGUCCAUUGAUUGCGGAUUUAUUUUGUCGAAACUUUCAUUGUCUUCGAUCAUAUUGCAAACAAUGUUGGGUGAAUAAACAUGGA